Molecule: messenger RNA, 168 nt
Organism: Haemonchus placei
Lineage: Eukaryota; Metazoa; Nematoda; Chromadorea; Rhabditida; Trichostrongylidae
Source: the annotation of a GenBank genome assembly
AUGGAUCAACUAAUCGAUCAGUAUGACUAUGUGGCUGCCGUUCUAAUCGAAUUGGCUGAAAAGAAGGUGAAGACUUGUGGCUCGUUCUCUGAUCUCCCUCGACUUUCUCCUCGUCUUCAUAAUUUCUUUGCGUCUGGUGAGCUACAGUGCGGCAUGUUAAGUAAGUGA